AUGAUGCCGGAUGAUACUCCACCCACUCCGGGAGUUGUUAAAUGCGUGGCCUGCGAUGAGAAGGGAUCCGGCAACUUUGUCCAGUGCGACAAAUGCAAAUCCUGGUGGCAUUUCGAAUGCGCAGGCGUCGAUGCUUCGGUGAGCGACCGGGAGUGGAAGUGUACUCAGUGCGAAACCAUUCCUAGUGAAUCGGGUAAAAGCAGCAAAUCCAGCCGAAGCAAAUCCUCUGUCGCUGACGAUAUGAAACGGUUGAAGCGAAAGCAGGAGAUUGAGCGGAAGCGGGUCGAGCUGGAUAUGAAGAGGAGGUUCCUACAGCAGGAGCAGGAAUUGCGGAACAAGGCAAAAGUAGCUGAUGAAACCAGAAGCCAGAACUCCAGGAUUAGUCAACGAGGACGUGAUCAUUGUGUGCAACAGUGGUUAAACAAGACCCCUAACGGCGAUGAAGAAGGCGCGGUAGGUGGAGAACCAUUACCAGCUGCCUCGCACACCAAAACCAGUGGUCAACAACUACCCCCCGGCACCGGCGAUCAGCAGACAGACCCAAAAACGACGAAGUUCGGCAACCAAUUGCAAACCCGCGAAACUCGCGAUGAAGUGACCGAAUUGCGAGCGCAGCUGGCGCUCUGUAUGCAGCGAAUGGACCAGGUUAUUAGCCAGCAGUCGGCGAACCAGGUACCACAACAGCCUCCGAUGAGUGUGCCCAUGUCUACAGGUGCCAUUCCUAAAACAUAUCCUAACCAUGAACAGUUAAGUAGACAUCAAGCACCCCUACCCGCUGGAAAUAAAGGCAGAUCCAGCUUGUUUGACAGGAUAAGUCCUCCCACAACCAAACAAUACAAUCGCUUCUCAUCUCUGUGUGAACCACCCAGAAACUCGCUCCCAAGCUUUUACGACUGGCCCCCUAUGGGAAACAAUCCUCCUCCAAACCCUCAACCUUUCCCCCCAAGGCACUCUCAAGCUUCCGCAAUAGCCUCGCAACCAGGUCCAACAUCGCAACAACUCGUAGCUCGGCAGUCUCUGGCUAGGGAUUUGCCAACAUUCACCGGGGAUCCAGCAGAAUGGCCGAUAUUCAUCUCCAGCUACAACUACACGACCGAAGCGUGUGGCUAUACGGAGGGCGAAAAUAUGGUCAGGCUGCAGUGUUGCCUGAAAGGCAGUGCGCUCGAAAGCGUAAGAAGUCGGCUCGUGAUACCCCGUACGGUCCCGCAGGUCAUCGAGACACUGCAAAUGCGAUAUGGAUGUCCGGAAAUCCUCAUAAAUGCUUUGCUCCAGAAAGUUCGGUCAAUUCCAGCCCCGAGAUCGGACCGGCUUGAGGGACUCAUCGAUUACGGGACUGCGAUUCAAGCACUGUGCGACCACAUCGUAGCAGCGAACGAGCUGACUCACCUGUCGAACCCUACACUGCUCCAAGAACUAGUAGCCAAGCUUCCGGCCGACCAGAAGAUGAUGUGGGCAGGGUACAGACGUGGCGUUGGCAACGUAGACCUGACAACGUUCUGUGCUUACAUGCAGCAAGUGGUCAAGGAUGCCACGAGCGUGCAUUCGUUUGAGUCAGACGUAAGAAGGACGCAAGGAAGGGAGCAGGGAAAGGACAAAGUGAAGCAGAAAGGUUACGUCCAUCAACAUGCGUCCGGAACUUCCGGCUUAUCCGAAGCAGCUGAACAAAAGCCGGCCGACAAGUUUCAAUGCGCAAACUGCAGCAAGCAAGGACAUCGCAUUAAGGACUGCGGAGAGUUUAGGACUCUCAGCAUCGAUAAUCGUUGGCGGAGAAUUCGUUCGUUGGGUGUCUGCCAAAACUGCUAUUUUAGGCAUGGCCGACGUUCCUGCCGAACUGUUACACGUUGCGGUAUCAACGGAUGCCAGUACCGACAUCAUCCUCUUCUGCACUCUUCGCCCAGGCCAUCGGAUUCAGAUGCUGUCACACAGGUAGCUGACAACCACACUCAUCGUCUGCAGAGUUCGAGUGUACUCUUCAGGAUUGUUCCGGUUACUCUCAACGGGAACAACGGCCAGGUGAAUACCUUCGCCUUUCUUGAUGAAGGAUCUUCUCUAACGCUGGUCGAAGGAAAAUUGGUGAAGGAGUUAGGAAUAUCCGGCAGCCCACAGCCGCUCUGCCUGCGAUGGACGGCGAACACCUCUCGGACCAAGAAAUCUUCAAUGAGUGUGUCCAUCUCCAUCUCCGGAGAAGGCAAGGAAAGGAAGCACCAGAUCGUUGGAGCGCGAACGGUUGAGAGCUUGAAUCUACCAACGCAAAGCUUCAAUUUGGAGGAGAGUUACCAGAAUGCUACGCCUAGGAUUCUGAUUGGACUGGACCAUCUAUCGUUGGCCCUGCCGUUGAAGAUCAGGGAAGGAUAUGGAUCAGGUCCCGUCACAGCCAAAACCAGGCUUGGCUGGUGCGUUUACGGUCAGCAGCAACAGCAACAGAGCGCCUACAGUUUCCACAUAUGUGGAUGCACGCAUAAUGAAGAGCUCCACGAAACGUUCAAGCAGUUUUUCACUGUAGAAGAAGUCGGAACAGUCGGCCCUUCCCUUUCGACGUCGGAUCAGCGAGCCCAGCAGCUACUGGAGCAAACAACCAAGCGAGUCGGAGACCAUUUCGAGACCGGGCUGUUGUGGGACAACGACUACAUCGAGCUUCCAGACAGCUAUCCCAUGGCGUUGAGCCGGAUGAAGUGUUUGGAGCGUCGUAUGGAGCGAGAUCUGACUCUCAAGGAGCGAGUCUGGUAUUUGCCGAUAGAGGCAGUUACGAAUCCACGGAAACCCGACAAGAUCCACAUCAUCUGGGACGCAGCCGCGUUGGUAGAUGGAACAUCUUUAAACAGCCAUCUACUGAAGGGUCCGGAUCAACUGACCGCGCUGCCUGCGGUUUUGUUCAAAUUCCGGCAAUUCGGGAUAGCGGUGAACGCUGACGUGCAAGAGAUGUUUCAUCAGCUUCGGAUGGCGGCACGAGAUAAACAGUCGUUACGCUUCCUGUUCCGGUUCGAUCCAACGCAGCCUCCCAUAAUCUACGUUAUGGACGUAGCCACGUUCGGAGCGACCUGCUCACCGGCCUCGGCACAGUUCGUGAAGAACUUGAAUGCCAAGGAACAUGCCCAGCAAUACCCUCAGGCUGCGCAGCGGAUAGUCGACAAUCACUACGUCGAUGACUAUCUCGACAGCUUCGGGGAUGAAAAGGAAGCGAAGAAGAUUGCAGCAGAGGUGCGUACCAUCCAUCUCCAGGGUGGCUUCGUCUUGAGGAAUUGGAACUCGAACAGCAAAGCAAUACUAGAGUCUCUGGGGGAACCUGGGACCAACGAAGGCGAGAACAUCAACCUGGUCGACAAGCAGCACACUAAGAGGGUUCUCGGAAUGCUAUGGAUGCCAGCGACUGACGAACUCUGCUUCUCGACACACAUGAGUGAGGAGGUACGCGCACUUAUCGAGAGCGGUACUCGUCCAACGAAACGAGAGGUGUUGCGCUGUGUGAUGACACUAUUCGACCCAUUGGGACUGCUAGCAACGUUCCUGAUUCACGGAAAAAUAGUCAUCCAGGAGUUGUGGCGCACCGGAAUCAACUGGGACGAGCAAAUCCAGGACACUGAGUUGAAUCGCUGGCGAGAGUGGGUACAGAUGAUCCAGUUUAUUUCAACAAUUCGCAUUCCGAGAUGCUACUUCGAAGGAGCGACGAAUUCCACCUACGAAAAUGCACAGCUACAUGCGUUCGUCGACGCAAGUCCAGCGGCGUAUUGCUGCGUUGUAUAUCUACGCGUGAUGAACUCCGCUGGUUCCGGAGUGUGUGUAUUGGUUGCAGCGAAGACGAAAGUGGCACCGUUAAAGCCCAUGUCCAUACCCUGGCUCGAACUGCAGGGUUGUGCACUCGGUGCGCGAAUGCUGAAGUUCGUCCAGGAAAACCAUACAAUUCCCAUCACGAAACGUUACUUGUGGACGGACAACACUACGGCGCUUUCCUGGAUCCGGGCGGAUCCACGCAACUAUCGACCGUUCGUUGCCCACAGAGUAGUUGAGAUUGUGGAGACUACCAGUGCGGAGGAGUGGAGAUACGUUCCUUCAGCAUCCAACCCGGCCGAUGAAGGGACCAAGUGGGGAAAAGGCCCAUAUUUCAGUACUGAUAGCCACUGGUUCUCGGGACCAGAAUUCCUGCAACACCCAGAAGACGCAUGGCCGAUUUCACCAGCGAUGCCCAGCAUGGAGACGGAGGAGAUACGAGCUUCUGUCCUGUUCCAUCUCGCGUACGAGCCCGUUAUCCAGUUCGAAAGGUUUUCCAAAUGGGAGAGAUUACAUCGCACCGUUGCCUACGUGCUGCGCUUUGUCAACAAUAUCAGCAGAGAGCAUAGCAAAAUAUCCGGUGAUUUGCAACAGGAGGAGUUCCAGGCAGCGGAAGCGGUGAUCAUGCAGUAG
This is a messenger RNA of Toxorhynchites rutilus septentrionalis, 4398 nucleotides long. RefSeq lists its product as uncharacterized. The transcript has 3 exons. NCBI's taxonomy places the organism in Eukaryota, Metazoa, Arthropoda, Insecta, Diptera, Culicidae. Bases 1 to 4398 code for a protein of 1465 amino acids. The record is from RefSeq and is a predicted model, not a curated record. Gene Ontology annotation, molecular function: zinc ion binding; nucleic acid binding.